GAAGCAGAGUGAAGUCAUUCAGAGCUGGAAAAGGACUUCAGAAGUGGACAGCUGUGAACUGCACUGGACCAGACUGACCGGGAUUAUCUGAACAUGGAGAAUGAAAAAACAAAAGCAGAGGAGAAGACGGAGGAGAAGUCAGAGGAGAAGUCAGAAGAUACAGAAGAGAAUGUGGAAGAAGAAAGCCAGGGGAUUUCCCAGCUGUGGGGCCUGGUGGCUGAGCUGCGCGAGGGGCUCCAGGCGGCACUGACUGAGCUGUGCGAGCGGCGUCAGAUGGACCACGGUUUGGAAGACAAGCUUCAGGCCCAUCAGACCGAUGUGGACGAUAAGAUAAUGGGCCUCAAGAAUACACUCAACACAUUUAAGGAGGAGCUGAGUGUGGCGUUGUUCCACAUCAGGGACAUUUCCAGCAGACAGAGAGAGGUUCAGAAGAGGAUAGAACUGCUACAGUCAGAAAACAAAGAUUUCAUCUCAGUUCCACACAGCAGAAAGAACUCCAAAGCUGAUGUGCUGACAGCACCAGGUGAUGAACACAUUCGUGUGCCCAGCCAACCAGAACUCAGUGUUAUUCAGCACUUUUUUUCCAACCUGCCGAGCAGCGGGUCACCACAGAGGAGCACCACGUCAACACAGACCUCCACCUCUGAGCAAGAGCAGCAGAGAUCUUGUCCAGCGACCCCCAACAGUCAGACUGAAAUCAAUAAGAGACAGAGAGCAGCCUUGGAGCUGCUGGAGUCUGAGCGAGUUUACGUGUCCCACCUGUCCCUGCUUCUGAAGGCAAACAUCUCCUUCAACGGAUCAGAAGCUCUCACCUCCAAAGACAAACGUCCAUUUCCCAGCUCUCUGAGGUUUCUCAUCCAGCAACACCUUGAGCUCCUUCAUAUUCUUCAAGAACGUGUGCUGAAAUGCCAGUGGCAAGGCAUCAUGGGAGAUGUAUUCAUGAGGCUUACCUGCAAAGAGAGUGAUUUCUUGGACUUUUAUGUGUCCUACCUUAAGGAGCUCCCAGACUGUCUGUCGGUUGUCGCCAUGCUGACCUCCAGCUCCACGAAGUCUUCCGCCUUUGUGGAGAAUGACAUAACAGGUGAUGAAUCCAAACCCUCCCUCUACACUCUGCUGCUUCAGCCAGUUCAGAGGAUCCCUGAGUACCUGCUACUUCUACAGGGACUGCUUAGGCAGACAGAUGCAGAGCAUCCAGACUACUAUCUGCUGCUGGUGUGCAUACAGCAGUUCAGGGCUUUUACUACACAGUACCACCACCUUCUCCAGCACAAUCAGGAGCUUCUGCUGCUCAACCGCAAGGAGGUGAAGAGGUCUACUAUGAAACAUCUGUUAAAGACAGUAGAAAGUGGGAUUCAAGCCAGCAACGCCGGCUCACCGUACCCCUGCAGCAGUGCAAUGCUGGAACAUGCCAACCAGGUGAAGCGCAGAAAGCAGUGUCUCCUGGAGCAGAUUCAGUCGCACCAGUUCCAGGAUUGGGAACGAGACCAAGACCCUGAAACUCACAGCUAUGACGCAGAGUGGCCCUCCCACCUCCCCUUCUUCAGCGCUGAUCUGGACUCACGGAACCACAAACCGACAGGUCUUGGCAGUAUCCCAGAAAGUGAGCCGCCUGAGAGGUCCAUGUCGUGCCAGCAUCAUCUGCCCCCCAGACCUGCAGAAUUCCGUCAAGUUCAGCCGGGCUCUGCUCUGGCCGAUGCUCUCGGAGAGUUCCUCCUUCCUCCAGAUCCCCCAGGGCUGGAGAACCUCUAUGAAGAAGAUGGCGCCUCCCUUCAUGAUACAUCUAUGUUGGACCGCUGUUCUUCUGCCUCUUCUGAUUCUUCCAUUGACAUUGCCUUUGUGAAGUGCCCCAAAGCUCCCCCGGCAUCACAUCACAGAAUAGCAACAAAUGUGUCGACUGCCCGUGAUGUCUUUGGCAAUGGAGGAGGCCAACGGAAUGGUUAUACCAAACUACCCAGCCGGGGUUGUGUGUCUCCAGACGAAGCAAUUCUGAUGCGUCGCAAUCAGCAUCGCCCCCUACAGGCCAGCCAACGUAAGAGUAAGUCACUGAAUGGGCUGCAGAUGGAGAACACAGUGAGUAGUCUGGACAGUGGACCUCUCUCAGACCACCUCCAAAGGGUGGGAUUGGGCAGCCAUGCCAAACUGGAGCGGCAGAACAGUAAGGGCAGCAAAGGAAGUUCUACCCCCUCCCGUAAGGUCCAGAGCCCCUUGGGGAACAGAGUGGACAGUGACAAGCAGAGCCCUGAUCUUCAUGGGUUGCUCAACAUACCACUUCAGGACUCCGGAAUCCAGUCAUGGGGCGAUGAGUCCAAGUGGAGGAGUGGGACAGAGGACAGUAACCACACCCCGUUCAGCGAGAGGAGUCGCAAAGAAAAAGGAGGCUUUAGGAGCUCGUUCAAGAAACUCUUCAAGAAAAAGACCGGUGAUGAGAAGAAGGAGAAAGGAGGCGAGAAAACUCCAGAAAAUCUAAACAAUGGUGAAUAUGAGACACCAGGGAAAAAUCCCAAACUGGUCCAAUUGGAGAUGAACCGUGGCACAGCUGUAUGAGCACCACUCUGCAAACACACACUGUUACACAUGAACAAAUAUGCUGUAAAGUAAUAAUAAUACAUAUAUACUAAUAAGUGAAAAUAGAGGCUUUUUGGGGGGGUCUUACAGAUGCUGUAUAAAGGCUGUACAGGUAUGAGCAACUUUCCCAAGUAAAAAUGUGAUUUAUAUUUCAAUGACAAAAACCUUCCCUGUGUCUUCACACUGAAGGAAAGCUGAUGUGACUGUACAGUAAAUAUCACUGAGUUGUUUUGCUAAUAUUCUGUGUUAUGUGAAGUUAUAUGAAGAUUGACUGAUUGACAAAAAAGACAGGCAGUAAAAUAAACUUUGAGUCAACCUAAAUUAACUGACUCCACAGUUAAAAACAAUAUUUGAAUGUGAGACAAAUGUAGCCCCACACUGAAAGAAAAAACCCACUCCAUUUUCUUUCACAACAUAUUUUUCUUUCCACUCUGAUCAAAACGUUUUAUUGCACUCUUUUAGAUCUUUAAACCUAAAAAUUUAAAGAGUUUCACUCCAGUUUAGCUUUCUUUCUUAGCAAUAGCCAGAAUUGUAUUACUGCAUAUACUCAGGAGAACGACUAUAAAGCAGGUAUAAUUUGUGUAUGUUUGCAUGUGAUUAAACAUUUUGCAUAAAGACUUUA
Archocentrus centrarchus (flier cichlid) is the source of this 3187-nucleotide messenger RNA. RefSeq names its product Rho guanine nucleotide exchange factor (GEF) 33 (gene arhgef33). The record is from RefSeq and is a predicted model, not a curated record. The transcript has 17 exons. Gene Ontology annotation, molecular function: guanyl-nucleotide exchange factor activity. Bases 94 to 2544 code for a protein of 816 amino acids. NCBI's taxonomy places the organism in Eukaryota, Metazoa, Chordata, Actinopteri, Cichliformes, Cichlidae.